This is a messenger RNA of Dermacentor silvarum, 2614 nucleotides long. Its product is annotated as probable serine carboxypeptidase CPVL. The transcript is spliced from 8 exons. The record is from RefSeq and is a predicted model, not a curated record. Gene Ontology annotation, biological process: proteolysis. Bases 951 to 2333 code for a protein of 460 amino acids. Lineage: Eukaryota; Metazoa; Arthropoda; Arachnida; Ixodida; Ixodidae. Gene Ontology annotation, molecular function: serine-type carboxypeptidase activity.
CGUCGGACACUCAGAAUAACUUGCUUUUCUUGCAGAACCAGGCCGGCUAAGGAGGUGGCGCACUGUAGGUUAAUACCGUAAGAAAUCAGUCUGGUGCACAAGGCAUUAGACGGUCGAAAGAAAGCACUAUGCAUGCAUCCGGAUGGAUAUUUAUGGCUCUAGCAGCUGGUCUCCAAUGUGUCGAUAGAUCACAAUGCAAUGAUGAUACUGGAAGCCAACAGCCGGCUUCACCAAAUGACAUUUCAACAGAUGCCGAGCCUCUGUUUCUCACUCCAUACAUUGAUAACUGUUCUUACUACGAAGCAAGAGAGAAGAGCAAAAUACCGUAUUCUCAACAGUUUGGAGUCACUGCUUACUCUGGCUACAUCACUGUGAACAAAACUGCUAAAAGCAAUCUCUUCUUUCUUCUGACUGAAGUGGAGGGCAACUCAUCUUCUGCACCACUCUUACUAUGGACUCAAGGAGGCCCGGGUUUGUCAGCACUAUUUGGUCUGUUUCUCGAGAACGGUCCCUUGGAUUUUAUUGGUCUGUACCCAAACCAAACUCCGAAAAUACACCCGAGAAUUAAUACCUUACAAAAGAACAUGAGCGUCCUCUACCUGGAUCUUCCCGUGGGGGGCUGGCUUCAGCUUUACAGAAGACAGAGAACACGGGUACCCAACAAAACUUGAAGACAUUGUGGUACAUGUCAAGGAAUUUUUGACACAAUUCAUGAAAGUAUUCUCUGAAUAUGAAAAUCGGGACUUCUAUCUCGCCGGAGAGUCAUACGGAGGUCGGGAUCCUGCAUGCGGAAAAGACAGGCAACGCACCGUCUAUUUCUGAGUCCCAUGCUGUCGUCAGCCUGCCCAUACAAGACAAUGAUGUUCCUAGUUGCCCAGUUGAAAUCAAACAUGUUGCCAGGGAGCCUUCAGGCGAGCUCGAGUGCUUGAACUACUGCUCACAGGCGCAAGAUGAGCUCGAAAUUGCUUCAAUUCCCUUUUUGGCCGGCUACCUCGCCCGUGCCUGUGAUGAAAAGCUCCACAGGUUCCGGGCCACUGUUCUUGACGCCCUUUAUAGAAGAAAACAACAGUGACGAGGCCAGAACCAUAAGCAGAGUGAAGCUAUUCAAAGACGAGGCGAACGUCACUGCUCACUCGGGCUUCAUCACUGUGAACAGGACACUUGGGAGCCAUCUUUUCUUCCUCUACAUACGAGCCCAGGAGCACACGUCCACCACUGCGCUUAUGCUUUGGACACAGGGAGGUCCAGGACUGUCCUCCUUAUUCGGCCAGUUUCUCGAGAUCGGGCCUUUGGCCAUCAACGGCGACGGAAAUUUGUACAAGCGGCUCCAGACUAUUCAAAAGCAUGUUAGCGUCAUCUACCUGGACGUUCCUGUUGGGGCUGGCUACAGCUUCACGAAAGACCCUUCGGGUUACGCACACAGCCUGGAGGAUAUCAGCGUGGCUGUCGCAGAAUUUCUGGGCCAGUUCCUGAUUCUCUUCCCUGAAUACAAGGAGAGAGACUUCUACGUCGCCGGAGAGUCGUACGGAGGAAGAUACGCCGUUGGUAUCGCAUACCAUCUGCUCACAAACAAGGUCAAGCCGGUACCUCUCAAGCUCCAAGGAACAAUUGCUGGGGUCGGAUUCCUGGGGCCAAUCUUCGAUAUAGCCGACUCCAGCGAAUUCCUGUACCGUGCUUCAAUGCUCACUGAGGAAGGUCGCGACACUUUCGCUAAGCAGUUCCAGGCCAUGAGGAGCCUCUUCGCAUCUCGUAAAGUGAAAGAAGCUCUUUACCUCUUGCUCCAAACAAUCUUCACCGACAACACAAACCCAACUUUAUUUCAAAAUCUCACGCUGUACAACAACCAAGCGAGCGCUCUGUAUUCCGAGAAGCCUGCAAACAUGAUCCAGUACUCCCACUACGUCAACACGACGGAUUUCAGGGAAGCCAUACAUGUUGGACUAGACGCCGAGUUCGAACCGUACAGUGAAAUCUUCAUGGCCAGCCUAGCACCGGACAUCGUGACAGACAUCAGCGGUCAGAUAGAGCUGCUGCUUAACACCAGUCAAGUGCUGUUCUACACGGGCCAAGUUGACGCACUGUUUCCGUCGACCAACCUGAGAGCUUUCUUCCGUACACUGCACUGGACAGGAGCAUCGCAGUACCGGAACUCGCCUCGCAGAGUGUGGAAUCUGCAGGACGGUUCUAACAGCAUAAGCGGCUACAUUGUUCGAGUGCACAAUUUCACCGAGGCGAUUAUACUUAAAGCGGGUCACUACGCUGCCGUAGACAAACCAGAUGAAGCCUACUAUCUGAUGUCAAAUUUCAUUGAUUCAAAGAGCACGUUAGCCUAACGCUUACGCGAAAGAAACACUUGCGUCAGACGAUACGCAUAUUCAACGUUGAGUUUCAUCAAAUAAUUUCAUAGCAUCGUCGCCCUUUCAAAACACUGAAAGGCACUGACCCGCUAUCAUUCUUUAGUCUGUUCUUUCAACAAGAUACGUCACGUUCAUGGCAAACAUUUGUCAGACGCAUUUGUUAUCGGAGGGUUGCUGAGGGUGUCAUCAGAAGAACCGCAAAUACGGUACAAUUCUAUGCGUCAGAACAAAGAUUAAUAAAAUAUUUUCUUGUGUUC